UAAAAAGCAAAAUUAAUCGUGAAUUAUAUUUAACAAAAAAUUGACGUGCGAUGAAACCUUGCCUCACCGGAAAUCAAGGAGAGAGAAAUCUAGAGCAAAAAUUCAAAAGUGAUUUUAAUACUAAAAACGAAACAAAUAAUUCUCUUAGACAUAUUCUAUCUGGAGAUCUUUAUAUUAUUGGGAGAUUAUGGAUAGAGGCACUAAAAACAGCUCUGAUUGGGAUGAACUUCAACCUGAUACCAGUGGUUGAAGCCGCGAAAAUACCAGAAACACCACAGAAGCCAUCGUCUAUGAAAUAUACUGACCUACCACUAUACAAGAGUCCACAUUUCGAAUACAAGGACCACGUAGAAGCCAAGAGUAAAUGCUCAGAAGCAAACGUCAAAUUGCUUCAUCGAUCGCUACUCCCUUAUGUCAAAUGUUAUAGACAGGUCAUCGCACAGAACAUUUGUUUAACGAAAUGUGCUGCAGAAGAGAAAUAUAUAAACGCUUGUAAUGCAAUUCGCAAUGUAAAGAAAGAUUUUAAGCAAAGAAUGAGAGACCCAAACAAUAUACCGAUCAGACAAGCUACUGUUGCAAUUGGUGGUACCACUGGAUAUGUUCUGGGCGGAGGGGGUGGUAUACCAAGACGUAUAUUCUGUACAAGCCUCGGUUUCAUAACAGCUGGUGCGUUAUGCUUUCCACGGGAAACUGAUGAGAUUUUCAGGAAUGCAGCUUAUUCGUUUGGUAAAGUUUUCAUUGCUGUGUAUAACAAAUGGUGCGGGAAAGAAUUUGUUAUGAGAGAAAAAUUGGCUUGUAAAGAUGAGCUGCCACCACCACCUCCGACCAGGAAAUCAAUCCCAUGCCCUUCAAAAUAAUUAUUAUGGUAUUUAAUACGUUCUUUUAUAUAA
This is a messenger RNA of Nymphalis io (European peacock), 890 nucleotides long. RefSeq lists its product as uncharacterized. NCBI's taxonomy places the organism in Eukaryota, Metazoa, Arthropoda, Insecta, Lepidoptera, Nymphalidae. The record is from RefSeq and is a predicted model, not a curated record. The transcript has a single exon. The coding region runs from base 51 to 857 and encodes 268 amino acids. Gene Ontology annotation, biological process: cristae formation. Gene Ontology annotation, cellular component: MICOS complex.